CCCUCCGCGCGGGGCGUGGCGGGAGGCCCCGCCCCCCUCCCCUCAGAGCGCGGCCAUGGCGUACGGCGGCCUGGCGGUGCCCAUCAUCGUCAUGAGCGUGUUCUGGGGGGUGGUCGGCGGCGUCCUGCCCUGGCUCGUACCCAAGGGGCCGAACCGCGGAGUGAUCAACACCAUGCUGGUGACCUGUGCUGUUUGCUGCUACCUGUUAGCCUGCUACGUGUUCCAAGGCUUGUGUGCCCGAUGGACUGCUGCAGGCUCAGCUGCUUGUUCUAGCUGGAGUUCUACCCCGUGCAAAACUGAAAGGGGCAUUGCAGAGAGAUAUUGGUCCAUUUGAGGAGGAUUGAUGAGUUUUCUCCAAGUCUGACCCACAUCUUUGCCUUCGUGGCUGUUGCAGGCGGCCGACCUGCGCUGGGUUUGCUGGUCAGAGCAUCGAGGUUGGUGUGGAAUUUUCCAUGACUGCCUAAGCACUCUGAUACAUUUGUGGCAGCUCCCGUUACAAAGCUGCUCUGCUUUUUCUCCUCCUUACAAAGCAUUCUAGAAAUAGCAGACAGAUGAGCCAGUGUGUUCACUAAAUGUGUUUAUAUAGUUAGUAUUUAACAUAGAUUUAAAUCCAUGGAAGCAUCCAUUGCUUUUUCUGAUUCUUGUAACGUUUACAAAGCAAAUCUGUCUUUUAAGAGUGGAAUAUUUAUUUCUGUUUAGCUUUCCUGGAUAUUUUCCACAAACUACAUUCCUCUUGUUCUCAGUUCUGGCCAUGGCUUCUGCUUUGUGCUCUGCUCCAGUGACAAGGCUGCUGUGCUGAUGGUCUGGGCUUUGUGUCAUACUGGGGUUGUUCUUGUGGGGUUGGUUUUUUUUUUGUCUUUUUUUGUGUUAUUUUGUAUCCUUUUGCUUCAGGUCCAUGUUUUUUGACCUCUGUGCCAGGUUUAAAUUCACUUCUGUUAAAUCUCUGAAAAAUACCCCACAUCUGCAAGGACAGGUUGUUGUGCACUGAGAAGCAAAUGAGAGAGAGGAUGUUUCUCAGAGGUUGUUGUUUAAAGGAUGCUUCAAAGGCACUGAAAAAAGCUCUUGUCUCUUAUGUUUUCCUCUUCUGAGCCCCCAAAUACCUGAGUUUCAUGUGUCUCCAAACACUUUUCUGUCAGAAGAGAGGUGUGAGGGCAGUGCUGUCAGGAGGUUUUGUGUUGCUUUCAGUUGACCAGGACAAUCUAUUUCAGCUGCAGAAUGAUUUGGUGCCAUAAUUUCAUUGCUGGUGGCUGGUCCUUGUGCAUGAGCUGGAGUAGAAUUUUUAUUUGAGCUAGACCUUCCCAAAAUAGCCUUUUCUUCUCUGCUAGUCCUCGUUUUGGACAAGCUUUCCAUUGUCACAAGCUGUCAUUCGGCUGAUUUGUCUCUGUUGGGCUGGGGGGGUGUC
Molecule: messenger RNA, 1402 nt
Organism: Motacilla alba alba
Lineage: Eukaryota; Metazoa; Chordata; Aves; Passeriformes; Motacillidae
Gene: ATP6V0E1
Product: ATPase H+ transporting V0 subunit e1
Exons: 3
Coding region: 56-334 (92 amino acids)
Biological process (GO): proton transmembrane transport
Cellular component (GO): proton-transporting V-type ATPase, V0 domain
Molecular function (GO): proton-transporting ATPase activity, rotational mechanism
Source: RefSeq, a predicted model, not a curated record